AUGAUAGGCAAACCUAUUUAUGCAAGAGAUGGGACUCUACUGCAUGAUGGAAAGUAUGGAAUAUUUCCAUUUGUCAAAAAACAGAUGACAAAGAAAAAGAGCAAAAACAAAGAAGCUGGUACAUUGGAAACUAAGGCUGUACAGAAUGUCAACAAAGAUGAUAUAAGAGAAAUGCUAAUGGAACACAUCAUCCCAGCAAUACACCAACAAUGGCCAGAGAGUGUCCCAAAAAAUGUCAAAAUACAAUGGGACAAUGCAAGGCCUCAUCAAAUUCCAAAAGAUGAAGAAUGCAUUGCUACAUGUCAUGCUAAUGGUUUGAAUAUAGAAAUGGUGUAUCAACCAGCUCAAUCUCCUGACUUGAAUGUCUUAAACCUAGGGUUGUUCAAAGCCAUUCAGUCCCUACAAUAUCAAUCCUUCCCCACAACUUUGGAUGACUUAAUCAAAGAGGUGAUCAAUGCAUACAAUGCUUUUGAGGCUAAGGCCAACAAGUAUAUAUGGCUUACAUUACAGUCAGUCAUGAUAAAGGUCCUGGAAAAACAGGGAGGAAACAACUUCUCACCACCUCAUAUGAAGAAGAAGAAGAUUGACAAGUUAGGUGUACUUCCUAAACAUCUACAUGUUCCUAGGCAGUUGAUACAUCAAGCUGUGAAUUAUCUAGACACCAUGUUCAUUCCAACAACAAAUGCAGUAGAUGACCAACAAAUGGAAGUUGAUGCUGACUGA
Chenopodium quinoa (quinoa) is the source of this 723-nucleotide messenger RNA. RefSeq lists its product as uncharacterized. The transcript has a single exon. The coding region runs from base 1 to 723 and encodes 240 amino acids. Gene Ontology annotation, molecular function: nucleic acid binding. NCBI's taxonomy places the organism in Eukaryota, Viridiplantae, Streptophyta, Magnoliopsida, Caryophyllales, Amaranthaceae. The record is from RefSeq and is a predicted model, not a curated record.